Messenger RNA from Tyto alba (common barn owl), 1879 nucleotides. RefSeq names its product solute carrier family 5 member 10 (gene SLC5A10). The transcript has 15 exons. The coding region runs from base 16 to 1689 and encodes 557 amino acids. Gene Ontology annotation, molecular function: D-glucose:sodium symporter activity. Gene Ontology annotation, cellular component: plasma membrane. The record is from RefSeq and is a predicted model, not a curated record. Gene Ontology annotation, biological process: transmembrane transport. NCBI's taxonomy places the organism in Eukaryota, Metazoa, Chordata, Aves, Strigiformes, Tytonidae.
CUUGCUGGCAGAGACAUGGCAUGGUGGCCAAUCGGCGCCUCUCUCUUCGCCAGCAGCGAAGGCUCGGGGCUCUUCAUCGGGCUGGCCGGGACCGGCGCUGCCGGGGGAAUCGCCGUCGCCGGCUUCGAGUGGAACGCGACUUACGCUCUUCUGGCACUAGCCUGGGUGUUCGUGCCAGUCUACAUCUCAUCUGGGAUUGUCACGAUGCCCGAGUAUCUCCAGCGAAGGUUUGGAGGGGAGAGGAUCCAGAUGUACCUCUCUGGCCUGUCGCUUCUGCUCUCCAUCUUCACCAAAAUCUCUACGGACCUGUACUCGGGGGCCCUCUUUGUGCAAGUCUGCCUCGGCUGGGACCUUUACCUCUCCACCAUCCUGAUGCUGGUGGUCACGGGGCUCUACACCAUUGCAGGGGGGCUGGCGGCUGUCAUCUACACCGACGCGCUGCAGACGCUCAUCAUGGUCCUCGGAGCCAUCGUGCUGGCGGUGAAAGCUUUUAAUGCGAUCGGAGGUUACCCCAACCUGGAAGAGGCCUACUUAAAAGCCGUGCCAUCCAAGAUUGUUCCCAACACUACCUGCCACCUGCCCAGAGCGGAUGCAAUGCACCUCUUCCGAGACCCAGUCUCUGGAGAUCUGCCCUGGACCGGGAUGACUUUCGGGCUGUCUAUCAUGGCCACGUGGUACUGGUGCACCGACCAGGUCAUCGUCCAACGGUCGCUCUCUGCUAAGAGCCUGUGUCACGCCAAGGCCGGCUCCAUCUUGGCCAGCUACUUGAAGAUGCUGCCCUUGUUCGUUAUCAUCAUGCCGGGGAUGAUCAGCAGAGUCCUGUACCCAGGAUCUCACGCCAGUGGGUCCUGGCACAUCACUUGCCUCUGUCCCCCAGACACCGUGGCCUGCGUGGACCCCGAGGAGUGCACCCGCGUGUGCGGGGCCGCCGUGGGCUGCUCCAACGUCGCCUACCCCAAGCUGGUGGUCGAGCUGAUGCCCAGUGGGCUGCGGGGUCUGAUGAUCGCGGUGAUGAUGGCUGCCCUCAUGUCAUCCCUGACCUCCAUAUUCAACAGCAGCAGCACCCUCUUCACCAUGGACAUCUGGAGGAAGCUGAGGCCAGGGGCUGGCGAGCGAGAGCUGCUCUUAGUGGGAAGGGCUGUCACGGUGGUGCUGGUGGCCCUCAGCGUGGUCUGGAUCCCCAUCCUGCAGAGCUCCAGCGGUGGCCAGCUCUACGUCUACAUCCAGGCCGUCACCAGCUACCUGGCUCCUCCUGUCACCGUUGUCUUCGUCCUGGCUGUCUUCUGGCCACGAGCUAACGAGCAAGGAGCUUUCUGGGGCCUGAUGGCGGGGCUGGCGCUGGGGCUGGCCAGGAUGGGGCUGGAGCUGGCUCACCCCACACCCCGCUGUGGGGUCCCCGACCGGCGGCCCUGGCUGCUCGCUGACAUCCACUACCUGCACUUCGCCGUGCUGCUGGGCGCUGCCACGGGCAUCGUCGCGGUGGGGGGCAGCCUGCUGACCCCCCCACCGCCUCCAGCCAGGCUAAAGGAUCUCACCUGGUGGACCCUCUCACGGGAGCCCCCCCACCCCUCCGUGGACAGCACAUCCCAGGGACCCCCCGACGAGCCCCCCUUCUGGGCCCGCGUCUGUGGCAUCAACGCCAUUGUCCUCAUGUGCAUCAAUAUUUUCUGCUAUGCCUAUUUUGCCUAGAGGCCUGCCAGUCCUCGGGAAGGGGGGGAAAGAUGCUGGGAGUGGGGAGGGGGAGAAAGGACGAUGUGGGUGUUAGUUUUUACUUGUCACGUCUGGAACAUGAGCUAUUUAAAUCCACUGGUGCAAUGAGCGGGGCGUUCUCAGCACCGUGGUUCCUGAGUGCAUGCCAGGGGGCUGUGAGGUGCUUUUG